Molecule: messenger RNA, 569 nt
Organism: Olea europaea var. sylvestris
Lineage: Eukaryota; Viridiplantae; Streptophyta; Magnoliopsida; Lamiales; Oleaceae
Product: protein MOTHER of FT and TFL1
Exons: 4
Coding region: 1-522 (173 amino acids)
Biological process (GO): response to abscisic acid; positive regulation of seed germination
Source: RefSeq, a predicted model, not a curated record
AUGGCUCGAAAUAUUGAUCCUUUAGUUGUUGGUAGAGUUAUUGGUGAUGUGGUUGACAUGUUUGUGCCUAGUGUUUCAAUGCAUGUCUAUUAUGGUGCUAAACAUGUCACUAAUGGCUGUGAUAUCAAGCCAUCCAUGGCGAUCGCGCCACCCAGGGUCACUAUUACUGGUCAUCCUGCCAAUCUCUACACUUUGGUGAUGACCGAUCCUGAUGCUCCGAGUCCAAGUGAGCCAACCAUGCGAGAAUGGGUCCAGUGGAUUGUGACAGACAUUCCGGGUUGCACCAAUGUCGCACAAGGAAAUGGGACGCUAGAAUACGUGAGCCCUCGGCCGAUUAUUGGAAUACACCGUUACAUAUUGGUUCUUUUCCAGCAGAAAGUGGCGUUGGGAGAAUUGGUGGCGCCACCGAUGACUCGAUCACACUUCAACACCAGAGCCUUCGCCGAGGAGUUUAAUUUGGGCAUGCCCGUGGCCACUGUUUAUUUCAAUGCACACAAGGAGCCACUCAGACGAAACCGCUAAAUAAUCUUCAUUUUUUUUCAUCCAUCUAUAAAACUUGACUUUGGAAA